AUGGCUGUUGGAAACAAGUUGUUUAUAAGUGACAGUGAGUUAUUUUCGGAUCCUAGUCUCUAUAAAAGCACUAUCGGAGCUUUACAAUAUUUGACUUUAACUCGGUCAGACAUGAGCUUUACGGUAAAUAAGCUUAGUCAAUAUCUUCAAGCACCUUUUGAACUUCAGUGGCAGGCAUGUAAAAGAGUGCUAAGAUACAUCAAAGGCACUCAGUUUCAUGGGUUACAAUUCAGACCAACCGCUUAUAUAAGUAUAGAGUGUUAUGCCGAUGCUGAUUGGGAAAGUAACUUAGAUGACCAGAGAUCCACAAGUGGGUACUGUGUUUUCUUAGGUCCCAACCUGAUUCAAUGGAGUUCUCUGAAGCAAAAAGUGGUGGUGUUAUCCUCAACAGAAGCUGAGUAUAGACCACUUGCACACACAGCUAUUGAACUGGCUUGGCUGGACAGCCUGUUUUCUGAGUUAGGAGUUGUCUUGAGCUCUUCACUAGUAAUCUAG
Pistacia vera is the source of this 495-nucleotide messenger RNA. RefSeq lists its product as uncharacterized. NCBI's taxonomy places the organism in Eukaryota, Viridiplantae, Streptophyta, Magnoliopsida, Sapindales, Anacardiaceae. The transcript has a single exon. The coding region runs from base 1 to 495 and encodes 164 amino acids. The record is from RefSeq and is a predicted model, not a curated record.